UUAAUACUAUGACAGAGAACACGCAGUAUACUUCGCAUGAAUAUGCGGAUAUUCACGCACUUAAAGUGAAGACAGUGGCAACAGAGCGUCACGACAAUAAAAAAAUUUCGUCGACAAGUGUAGCCAAGUUUAGGCAACUGGAUUAUAAUGGCAGCGACAGCAACGUUGCGAGGAACAGCUGUUAUUGCCUUUACAAUUUUCAUAAAGAGCGGGACAAUUCACGAAAAGUUUAAAAUUAAAUAUAUGUAAAAUGGAGAAACUAAAAAAUUUAAAUAACUUUGUGAUUGCGAUUACUAAAAUAUCACAUAUUGUGCAUCUAGCAAACGAAACUUUCAAAAUGUGUAACAACAAUAGGAGAUGGUGGGUUCGUCCUGCAAACCAUACGCGAGAAGAGGAAGGCUUCUUCAGGACAUGCAUUCAGCAGUUGCAGCAAAAGGAUGAGGAGCAUUUUUAUAAAGUCACGCGAAUGACGGUCAAAAACUUCAAUUUGUUGCUGACACUACUGCAGGAGAGACUGCGCCGGUUCUCAAACAGAAAACCAAUAUGUCCUGAAACACGUUUGGCUUUAACAUUAAUGUUUUCAGCUCAGGGGUGCAACUUCAAUGUAAAUGCAUGGACAUUCAAAAUGGGUGUAUCUACUGUAAAACAAGUUAUUUACGAAACAUGCGACGCUAUUUGGAAUGAGCUUCAUGAUAUAUAUCUAUCUACUCCAAACCGAUCGGAACAAGUAUUAAUAGCUGAAAAAUUUGUUGUAAAAACUGGAAUGCCGAAUUGUUUAGCAGCAAUUGAUGGAAAACAUAUAAAUAUUGUCCGUCCAUCAAACAGUGGCUCCUUAUAUUACAACUAUAAGAAGACUUAUAGCAUUGUACUGCUGGCGGCAUGCGAUGCAAAUUAUGUUUUUACUUACGUAGAUGUCGGGGCUUUGGGAAGUCAGAGUGAUGGCGGCAUGCUCGCGCAAAGUGCUUUCGGAAAGAAAUUGUUAAACGGAACUUUAGAAGUGCCUCGUGAAGUUAAUUUGCCGGGAACAUCGUGCAGUUUUCCAUAUUACUUUGUUGGUGAUAGCGCAUUUCCACUUAAGGCCAAUUUAAUGCGACCUUUUCCAGGUAGUAAUUUGCCGGCAGAUAAGGAAAAGUUCAAUAUGGUACUAUCCAAAGCUCGGUUACACAUAGAGAAUUCAUUUGGCAUUCUAUCAAAUCGUUGGCGAAUACUUCAUACAAAUAUAUCAGCUUGCCCAAAGAAUGCAGACAAAAUAGUCUUAGCUACAGUCCUUCUACACAACUUUCUGAUGCUACAAAACGAUCGAAACUACUUCACGCUUGAGUUGGUAGAUCGAAAUGAAAAUAACCAAGAGAUUCAUGGCCACUGGAGAAAUGAAGUGAAUCCAUUAGAUUCUUGUCGUCAGGGAGCAGUAAACCGUUCUUCUUCAUAUGCCUUUGAAUUACGAAAUAUUCUUAAAGAAUUUAUACGAACAAGUUUUUAAACAUUAUGGUUUGUUUAUCUCACACAUACCUAAGCUUUUUAGCCUA
Rhagoletis pomonella (apple maggot) is the source of this 1526-nucleotide messenger RNA. RefSeq names its product protein ALP1-like. Lineage: Eukaryota; Metazoa; Arthropoda; Insecta; Diptera; Tephritidae. The transcript is spliced from 2 exons. The record is from RefSeq and is a predicted model, not a curated record. Bases 251 to 1480 code for a protein of 409 amino acids.